UUUGGCCGUAGAGAAUAUGAGCGCCCCAAAGAGAAGAUAAAAGGGAGAAGGAUGGGAGGAAACUGUGGGAGAGGGAGGAAGGGACACAGAAACCAUGGGAGACCCACAGAAAAAGAGAAAAAAGUUGGAUAUAGGCACAAAGCGUCCCAGAGAAACAAUGAGUUACAGAGAUUGACAGAGACACAUUGUCAGGGACAAACAGAAGGGGUGUGCUGGUUGGCAUGCAUGUAAAUGCAAAAUGAAUGAAGGAUGAGGACAUUCUACAGCUCUCCAGGUAGCCAAGAUGAAGGAAGACUCGAGAUGGUGGCAUUCACACUCAAGGCAGCCUGGAAAGUGUGAGGUCAGAUUCCAAUUCCCCUCUCCCCGAGUUGACCAGAGGGCCCAGCCCAGCGCAGCCCAGGGCCAGGAGCUGUCCAGCGAGAGACCCUCCCCCAGCGCUGUGACCUGUGGGUGCCAGUCAGUCCCAUGGACGACCUUGGAACUUGGCGUUCCCAGCCGGAAAAGGGGUGGCUGGCUUGUGUCCAGUUCUUACGCCCGAGGUGCUGGCUACUGAAGGAAUAGGCAGGGCCAAGGCAGCCAGGCAUUUCCAAGUUCUGGAACCACCAGACAGGCAAGUCUGUCUUCAGAAUGAAAUCUUCCCGAUUUUUGAGCUUCCUGGUGCUAUACAUUGUCUUCAUGGAUGUCCAGAGACCUGGUCGGAGUGAAUGGCUCUUUCCCAGAAGAUGCCCCAGAUUCAAAGAGCAAUGUGAAUACAAAGAAAGGGACUUGUGUACGAAGGACAGACAAUGCGAUGACAACGAGCGGUGCUGCAUCUUCAACUGUGGAAAGAAAUGUUUAAACGUCAAGGAAGAUAUAUGCGCUAUGCCCAGAGUAAACGGUCUGUGCCUGGCUUACUUUCAUCGUUGGUGGUACAAUAAGAAGAAUAAUACCUGCUCCCAUUUCAUCUAUGGUGGCUGCAAGGGAAACAAUAACAACUUCCAAACCAAAGACAUGUGUCUGAACGCCUGCUACAAAGCACCCUCCUCUUCCUGAAUGGAUAAGGACACACUGGGACAACAGCCAGGAUUUGGCUCAUGCUCUGAGGACCUGUCCAUGAACCUGCCUGAGGCUCCAGCUUGGCUUCCUCAAUUCUGGUCGCAGCAUUCUGAGGUGGUACCUCUUCCCAAACUGAACCGCGGCGUCUGCCUCCCCUUCCUCCCUCUCCACCCCUUUUCAUGAAUAAUAAUAUCCUUCUGGUUUGCUCCCAUUUGUAUACCUUAUCCCUUAUCUCUGACUUCUAGAGCUCCCUGUUUAUACCGUGUGGCUCUCAAUUUUUCCCAAUAAAGUACUUGGCUUAGUCCUUUA
This is a messenger RNA of Microcebus murinus (gray mouse lemur), 1344 nucleotides long. Lineage: Eukaryota; Metazoa; Chordata; Mammalia; Primates; Cheirogaleidae. The record is from RefSeq and is a predicted model, not a curated record.